GUGUAGACAUCAUGUAGUCAUCAUAGCACCGCGUCGGUGUCAUCUUUUGAUGAUGUAAUGAAGCUGAUGGGCGGAAGCCAGAAAGCGAAUACAAGCCGGUAACGGGGCGGAAGAUCCGCCCCUUUCCGGGAGGAUGUCCGUGAAGUCUGAUCCAGUGAGACACGGUAAGGAGUUUCGCCGGCGCAGAAAACUUUGUGACAUCCAGAAGGCUCUAAGCAAAGACCCUCCAGAUGUGGCUGCUCUACGGCGUAUGGCGAUCAGUGAGGGUGGACUUCUGACAGACCAGAUCCGAUAUCAAGUAUGGCCAAGACUGCUUAAUGUCAGCAUGGAGGAUUUGCCUCUUCCUCCAGGUCCUGAGCUUCGUGUUGACAACAAGGAUUAUCAACAGGUCCUGCUGGAUGUUAGACGCUCUCUGAGACGCUUUCCCCCAGGAAUGCCACUUGCAGAACGAGAGGACUUACAGGAGCAGCUAAUCGACAUUAUUCUUCAGGUGUUGAAGCAAAACCCACAACUACAUUAUUACCAGGGUUAUCAUGACAUUGUUGUUACUUUUUUACUGGUGGUGGAGGGGCCGUUGGCUACUGUCCUGGUGGACAAGUUGUCCACACAUCACCUCAGGGACUUCAUGGAUCCUACCAUGGAUAACACCAAACAUAUUCUCAACUAUCUAAUGCCAAUUAUAGAACUUGUGAACCCUACACUACACGACUUUAUGCAGAGGGCUGAGGUUGGCACAAUUUUUGCUCUGAGCUGGCUAAUAACUUGGUUUGGACAUGUUCUCUCUGACUUCAGACAUGUGGUGCGGCUGUAUGAUUUCUUCCUGGCCUGCCACCCGCUAAUGCCAAUAUAUUUUGCAGCUGUGAUUGUGUUACACAGAGAGGCGGAGGUGAUGGAGUGUGACUGCGACAUGCCCUCUGUACAUCAUCUACUGUCACAGAUCCCACAGGACCUGCCUUAUGAGACGCUAAUCAGCAAAGCUGGCGACUUAUUUGUCCAGUUCCCCCCCUCUGAGCUGUCACGGGAAGCCGCGCAACAACAUCAAGCAGAGAGGACUGCAGCCUCCACUUUCAAAGACUUUGAACUGGUGUCCACUCAACAACACCCAGAUACCGUCCUCCGACGACGCUUCAAAGACCCAAUCCGGCCAGAACAUGGAACAGAGUCUGUCCUUACCAAGCCACGCACCAACCGGCUGGUGAAGCUGGCAUUCAUGGGUCUGACAGUUGCACUAGGGGCGGCGGCAUUAGCAGUGGUGAAAAGUGCCUUGGAAUGGGCACCAAAAUUUGAGAUCCAGAUUUUUCCGUAACCGAAGCUAUGAGGAAUAUAAUCCUAUGCUAGCGUGAAAUACAAGAACACAUGGCAGCAUUGUUUGAUCAGUGAUUGAGCUCCGAGUGUGCACAUGGGAACUUAUGUCUGCAAUAAUACCUGUGUGCUAUGAACUCUUGACACUAGCGUCUCUAGCUCAUUACUUUUGUGACAGUCAAACCUCAUGGACAAUUACGCACAUGAAUUUGUCCUCUGUUCUGUCACAUAAUGGGCCAUUUUCACCACUGGCUUUCUCACGUUUGUGUUGAUCUAGAUUCACUUUCCUAACACAUGAAGUAUGUGCGAUACAUCUUACUGUGUCGUUUACAGUUUAAAUGAGCAAUAGAUUGUAUUGCUCGUACAGAGACUAGAAUGGGGACAAAAUCCCCUGACACAGCUUGUAUGGGAGUAAAGAACCACUACUAAUUAUUUACCUGUAUAUAAAGCUUGUACAGUAACAUGGCUCUCUGUAAAAUAUAUCAUUAAUGCUUGAGCCAGUCUCUGCUUACUAGGCCUGUGAUUUUAUACACACUCACACACAUAUACACACAUAUAUACACAUACAUACAUACAUACAAACACAGAUAUAUAUAUACAUACAUACAUACAUACAUACAUACACACAUAUAUAUACACACACACACAUACAUACAAACACACAUAUAUAUAUACACAUACAUACAUACAUACAUACAAACACACAUAUAUAUAUACACACACAUACAUACAAACACACAUAUAUAUAUAUAUAUAUAUAUAUAUAUAUAUAUAUAUAUAUAUAUAUAUAUAUAUACAUACAUACAUACAUACAUACAUACAUACAUACAUACAUACAUACAUACAUAUACACACACAUACAUACAUACAAACACAUAUAUAUAUACACACACAUACAUACAAACACACAUAUAUACACAUACAUACACACACAUACAUACAAACACACAUAUAUAUACACAUACAUACACACACACACACACACACAUAUAUAUAUAUAUAUAUAUAUAUAUAUAUAUAUAUAUACACACACACACCCACACACAUAUAUAUAUAUACAUACGCACACACACACACAUACAUACAUACACACACAUACACACACAUACACAUAUAUAUAUAUAUAUAUACAUACACAUGUAUUUUCCUUUAUAUCUUUAACAUGAUCGCUCCUUUCUUACAUAAAUUAAAUUAUUUACCUUGUGACCAUAUAUAGGUCAAAUAAUACAGCCAAAUUCUAUUUAUCUGGAGAUAUUAGAGACAUUUUUCUAAACAAAAUCCACUGUGCAUAGAGCAGCAAAUUAAAAAAUAUAUAUCUUUUUUAAAAGUACAGCAGUAUUUUGAGUACUUCAUAUUACUGGCUGAUCAGAACAACUCCCAUAUCUAUGUUGGUGGUUAGGGUCACCACUCUGUAAGCCUGAUGGAACAAAAUUGGUUUAUAGGGGGCAGAAACAUGCGUUUUAAAAAUAAAUAAAAAAUACUACACUUUUAAAUAUUUUCUUUUAGAUGAAGCAGAGAAAAUUAUUACAAUGUGACUGUUUUUUUUUUUUUUUAUAUCUUAACUCCUGUAUGGGUGCCCUAACGGUUCAGUUUCAAGCCUUGCCUUUAAAGAUCAUGUUUACAGCGUUACUCACAAUAUUGCCAUAAAAUCGCGUCUGUCACCUAUGUCUGCAUUUAACACGUAUGUUGCUUGUUUAAAAUCUAGCUUUUAUUUUUAUAAUAAAAAGAAGAAAAAACUCAAUGAAAACAGAA
Molecule: messenger RNA, 3054 nt
Organism: Bombina bombina (fire-bellied toad)
Lineage: Eukaryota; Metazoa; Chordata; Amphibia; Anura; Bombinatoridae
Gene: TBC1D20
Product: TBC1 domain family member 20
Exons: 8
Coding region: 134-1306 (390 amino acids)
Biological process (GO): positive regulation of GTPase activity; endoplasmic reticulum to Golgi vesicle-mediated transport
Cellular component (GO): endoplasmic reticulum membrane
Molecular function (GO): GTPase activator activity
Source: RefSeq, a predicted model, not a curated record